CACGCAGCCAUGGCGGGGGACGGCACCGACCAGCGGGCGCUGCAGUAUGAACAAACCCUGAUGUAUGGGCGCUACACCCAGGAGCUCGGGGUGUACGCCAAAGAGGAGGCUGCUCGGCUGAGGGAGAGCGGGCAGAGGCGAUCGGUCAGCGAUCGAAGCCGGACUCUGGACCUGCUGGAGUACGACAAGGGACGCUGUGCCAAGUGUCGCAUCUGCACCGUUCGCUGUCAGAAGUUCCUGAUCUCGCGGGUCGGGGAGGACUGGAUCUUCCUCAUCCUGCUGGGACUCCUCAUGGCCCUGGUCAGCUGGGCAGUGGACUUCUGCAUCGCCAUCUGCCUACAAGCACAGAAAUGGAUGUACGGUGGUCUGGACAGCAAUGUGUUCCUGCAGUAUCUGGCCUGGGUCACUUACCCUGUCGUCCUCAUCACCUUCUCUGCCGGCUUCACACAGAUCCUGGCCCCGCAGGCUGUCGGUUCAGGUAUUCCAGAAAUGAAGACCAUCCUGAGAGGAGUGGUGUUGAAGGAAUACCUCACCUUCAAAACCUUUGUGGCCAAAGUCAUCGGCCUCACCUGCGCUCUAGGCAGUGGCAUGCCGCUGGGCAAGGAGGGUCCAUUUGUACAUAUCGCCAGUCUGUGUGCCUCUCUGCUCAGCAAGUUCAUGUCUCUGUUUGGAGGAAUUUACGAGAAUGAGUCGAGGAACAUUGAGAUGCUGGCAGCAGCCUGUGCUGUAGGAGUGGGCUGCUGUUUUGCUGCCCCCAUUGGAGGAGUGUUGUUCAGUAUUGAAGUAACGUCCACAUUCUUUGCGGUGAGGAACUAUUGGAGAGGUUUCUUUGCUGCUACAUUCAGUGCCUUCAUCUUCAGAGUCCUGGCUGUUUGGAACAGAGACGAAGAGACCAUCACAGCCCUGUUUAAAACACGUUUCCGGCUGGACUUCCCCUUUGACCUCCAGGAGCUUCCUGCCUUUGCUGUCAUCGGUAUCGCCAGUGGUUUUGGUGGAGCACUAUUUGUGUACCUGAACCGACUUAUUGUCCAGUUUAUCCGGAAACAGAAGGCCAUCAACAGAUUCCUCAUGAAAAAACGACUGCUGUAUCCAGCACUGGUCACUUUACUUGUGUCCACAUUAACAUUUCCUCCUGGCUUUGGGCAGUUUAUGGCUGGAAAGCUCACGCAAAAGGAGUCUCUGGUGACUUUACUGGACAACCGGACGUGGUGCAAACAGGGCAUUGCUGAGGAGUUUGACUACAUUGGACACUCCGAAGCCUGGAAACACCCGCAGGUCAACGUCUUUGUCACCCUUGUCCUCUUCAUCGUCAUGAAGUUCUGGAUGUCUGCGCUCGCCACCACCAUCCCUGUGCCCUGUGGAGCCUUCAUGCCAGUGUUUGUCAUUGGGGCAGCUUUUGGUCGUCUGGUUGGAGAAAGUAUGGCAGCCUGGUUCCCAGAUGGCAUUCACACAGAUGGCACCAUCUACCCCAUAGUGCCAGGAGGCUACGCUGUUGUGGGUGCGGCAGCCUUGUCAGGAGCAGUCACCCACACGGUAUCCACAGCGGUCAUCGUGUUCGAGCUGACUGGCCAGAUCUCCCAUAUCCUGCCGGUGAUGAUAGCGGUGAUCUUGGCCAACGCUGUGGCCCAAUCCCUGCAGCCUUCCCUCUAUGACUCCAUCAUCAGGAUCAAGAAGCUGCCUUACCUUCCAGAGCUGGGCUGGGGACACCACGAGAAGUAUAAUAUCCGUGUGGAGGACAUUAUGGUGCGGGAUGUUCGGUACAUCACCCUCAACUGCUGCUACAGAGACCUCCACAACGUCCUGUUGAUCGGCCAACUCAAGACCCUGGCACUGGUGGAAUCAGCAGAGUCCAUGAUCCUGCUGGGCUCCAUUGAACGCGCCCAGCUCCAGUCGCUGCUCUCCCUGCAGCUCGGUCGAGCCAGACGGCUCGAGUACAUCCGGGAGAGAGCUGCUGCCGAGAAGAAACGCCUGUCAGUCAUUUCAAACCCAGGCAGCGAGGAUGACGGCCCACGAGUCAGUCAGGAGGUCCGCUUCCAGAUCUCUACUGAGGAAUCAUCCUUCAGUCCCACACAACCAAUACCUCAGAAGCCCCUCAAACCUGCUUUGAAGAGAGCGUCUGUGGUUGAGCGACCCACUGAGAUCCCAACCAAUUCACAGGAUAACUCGGGCAUUGCUUUGAAGAACCUGUUUUGUGCCAGUCCAGACACAGAGGCCCUGGAGAGCCCCGCGUCUCCUGAGCUCAGGAAGAUGCCCAAACGAGUCAGGAUAUCCGUCGUGGAUGAUGGAGAUAUGGAGGACGACAUGACCAUUAGAGAGAUUGCAGAGUGGGAGGAGCAGCAGCUUGAUGAGCAGGUCAACUUCAACAACUGCAAAAUCGACCCCGCCCCAUUCCAGCUGGUGGAGCGUACGUCGCUGCAUAAGACCCACACCAUCUUCUCGCUGCUGGGCCUCGACCACGCCUACGUCACCAGCAUUGGACGCCUCAUUGGGGUGGUUUCCCUCAAAGAGCUCCGCAAGGCCAUCGAGGGCUCAGUGACGGUGAAGGGUGUGAAGGUGCGUCCUCCUCUGGCCAGCUUCCGGGACAGUGGCACCAGCAGCAGCGAGAACGAGGCCACCGAGCUCCACAAGCUGUGGGACCGCCACAAGAGCAUGUCGCUGCCCCGUGAACACACCCCCUCUGAGUCCGACGAGAAAUCACAGUGA
Molecule: messenger RNA, 2703 nt
Organism: Limanda limanda (common dab)
Lineage: Eukaryota; Metazoa; Chordata; Actinopteri; Pleuronectiformes; Pleuronectidae
Gene: clcn2c
Product: chloride channel 2c
Exons: 24
Coding region: 10-2703 (897 amino acids)
Biological process (GO): transmembrane transport; chloride transport
Cellular component (GO): membrane
Molecular function (GO): voltage-gated chloride channel activity
Source: RefSeq, a predicted model, not a curated record